Molecule: messenger RNA, 1098 nt
Organism: Schistosoma turkestanicum
Lineage: Eukaryota; Metazoa; Platyhelminthes; Trematoda; Strigeidida; Schistosomatidae
Source: the annotation of a GenBank genome assembly
CACCAACGUCCUUCGAAGCUUGGUAACUACAUUUAAAAUGGUUAAGAUUGUGGUCAAGAAGGGGGAUCAAGCUUUUUUUAUGAUCGACCGUCCUCCGAGCACUCCUAUUGAGGAAUUAAUAAACGAAAUUUGCGAAAUAUACAAUGGAAUUCUUAAAAUUCAUCGGAUAUGUGGAGAAAUGGAUGAAUUAUCAAAACAUGGUGUUACGUUGCCACCAAAUAUGCAAGGUCUUACAGAUGAACAAGUUUGUGACUUAAAACUUGAAGAUGAAUGGGGAAAAAAGUGCAUUCCUAGCGGCGGUUAUAUUGAAUGCAAGGAUGAAAUAGGUAGAAGAAAUGGUGUCGCACCAACUGAAAAAAUGGUCGAAGUACUAAAGAGGACAAUCGAUGAAUCAAAACGUCUUAUAUCUCGCGACCUAGUCAAGCAAGAUAUCACCUUAGAGAAAAGUGUUGUUCGAGAAGCAUUGAUGAUGCUAAGUGGCGCAGUCACUAUCGUUUAUCCUAUGGGUCUUCCACCAUAUGAUCCUAUCAAAAUGGAGUUUGAUAAUGAAGAAGAUUUAAGUGGAACACAAGCAUCUCAAGAAGUAAUCACAGCCAACGAUGCAAGUUUAUGGUUUUCCGGUAAAGAAAUGCAUCGUGGUAAAUUACUCGCCGAUUAUAUUGGUCAUAAUGAUAAAACGAAAAUUAUUGCCAAAUUAUCAAAACACGGUGUUGGCGCACCAGCACGUGAACCAAUUAUCAAUGAUGAACAACAACGUGCUAUGAUGGCUUAUUAUUAUAAAAGACAAGAAGAAUGGAAAAAACUCGAGGCGGAUGAUGACGACUCCUAUUUGAAUUCAGCAUGGGCUGAACCGAAUCAAUUGAAACGACAAUUUCAUGGUUUAACUAAUAUUAAAUGGGGUCCAAAAUAGAAAGAAGUAAGUGUAUGAAAGAAAGAGGAGGAGGAGGAGGAGCAAGAGAACAUGAAUGGAUAAUAAUUCAACAGAUUAAUAGUUCAAUAAUAGUAAUCGUCGUUCAGUUUUGUUUUAACUGACGAACUGUAUUUUUUGUUUGUUUGUGACAUGUAAAUACUUACUUUUAAGAAUUUAUUGACUGAUUG